CAGCCUUUGAUUUUUCCGUGCAAAAGUGGUAUUCAAAUCGUGCAGAUGAAAAAGCAAACCGGUCGCCGUUUUUCGUGUCGGUAAUACUAGGAUGAAUCUUAUCUCAAUGCAAAACAUUACUGUUACAGGGCCCCAUUUUGAAUAAAACCUAUCACUAAUAUUUCAUUCCUUUGAUGAGUAGCGGCAUGAUGAUCACAUCAUCUUCAGUGUCUUUUACCAAGGGUCGUCGGCGGAAUUGUCCGUUCUUCGCAUCCUGUCAAUAAGAAAAAUCAAAAUCCUAAUCCCACUAUGCGUGAAAUAACCGGGUGGGGGUGUCGACGGUGCCGUGUCUGGGAUUUCUAGGGCGCGGGGGCUGCAUUUGUACCACUCAAAGCAGUGCCGGUCGUGAUUUCUUACCAACACGCACGUCGACAGGGGAGGGUGACUUACUUACUGCUAUUUUCGAGCUGAAACUACAAUUUUUGGAAUUGCACUAAGAAGAGCUGCCUCCCUAGGCGCAAUUGUACUUAGUUUAUUGAGUGCACCACGCGCAAGAUGGCGGAAGUUUUGCUAAAAUUGGUGGAGGAGGGGCGAUCCGACUACGAGAUCUGUCAGGGUGACUACGUGAAAAACCUGAAGCCCGGCGACCGCAACGUGGUGAUAAAAACGUCGGGGGCGCGGCAGUUGACCGCGCUGUCGUUCGCGGCCUCGCUGAAUUUGAACAAACUUUUGUCGCAGCUGCUCGACGCCGGGUGCGAUCCCAACAUCGGGAACCCGUCGGCCUUGCACUAUGCGGCCUCCUCAGGGAACAUAAACACGGUCCGACAGCUCAUAAAACACGGAGCGGACGUCAAUAUAAGAGACGCGUAUUUAUUGAUACAUUUAUUGUUGAAUUUUGGUUGCUGUUGCUCGCUCUUCGUUCACUAAAAAUAACGAUUUGUGUGAUUCGAUUGAUCUCAGAUGUAACUACAGACCCGGAUCUUCGCGCUCGGGUCGUGCCUAGGUGCUGGCACAAAUAACGCAAUUUUGGACGACUCUCGUGGCCUAUGCCAUGGUUCGUUAUUUCUAUGAAUGGAAAGUAGACAAAAUCAAAAACAGGUACGACCAAACACCCCUGUUUUUCGCCCGAAAUGCAGAGACGGUUCACUACCUGCUUGACCACGCCGCAAACACGGAUUUAAGGAACACGGCCGACCAAACACCACUACACACACUCGCCUUCAACGGCUGCAGCGAGAGCUUAACGUAAUUAUACCAAAGCAGACCUUUCUUGAAUUGUGAUUGUCGCAUGUUUUGUAGUUGCGCUUCCCGGUGGUAAGUACAUUGAUUUGUCUUUAAGUGAAUCUUUUUCGUGUCGUCUAUUUGUUCAAAAUCCACUUCACCACACCAAAACAGGUAUCUGAUGAAGGUCCUCCCGAAGGAAAUGCUGGACUGGCCCGACCGGGCGGGAAGGACCUGUCUGCACCACGCAGAGUACCACUUCAUUCAGGUUGGGGACCCGCAUUGCGUGGCGUUGCUUCUCACCAACGGGGCCAAUCACCUCUGCAAGACAAAUAAGGGCAUUGUCAUCCAAACAGAAACCAUGAACGCGGCGAUUACACACGCAAAGGUAUUAUAAGGGUUUUUCUUUCUUCGCGGUAGUAGAUCUCAAUGAGAAACAAGUUGUAGCCUAUCCUGGUGUUUAUCUUCAUCGUUGCUUUUUAGCAGGAUCAAAGAGCCCCCUCUGCGAGAUUGGCUUUUCGCAUGGCAAAUAAUACUUUUUAAUCAUCGAUGACAAAACAGCACCUCUCUGGCGCCGUGAUGAGUGACGUGAACAUUGAAGAAAUGGAGCAGAACAUCGCGGAAAACGCUGUUGCGGCGAAACUCCAGGCCGCCGCCCGCGGAAAAAUGGCCAGGAAAAAAGUCGACGAGAAGAAGCAGCAAAUGAAGUAUAAGAUGAUAUUUCUUGAUUGUUCUUUUGCAAAGAACAGCACUUCACUCAUGCAUGGAAAAAUGCAAGUUUUUGCCUCUGGGCACCACAUGCAUGAUCAUACAUGCUCCAGCAGGGUCUUGCUCGCGAAAUAUAUACUCCAAAGAAAAACUCCAAAUUCCCAUCAUCUAUGAAAAUCAGGCAAGAAGAGGAAGCUGCGGCCACCCGGGUGCAGAAUCUGUAUCGCGGGAAGAUGGCUCGGAAGCAGGUCGGUGCGAAACGGCACCAGAAGGCGCGCAAGGAGCAGGAAAAGGAGCUGCAGGAGGUGUUAGGCGCCGAAGUCACCAUCGACGAGGCGGAGAAGGCCGCGCAGAAGAUGCAGGCUGGGUUUCGGGGCCGCAAAGCCCGAGAUCGAGUGGACGACCUGAAGGUGGAAAACCGCUACAGCAAGCCGUUCGUGAUGUCGACCACCAGUUUCCGCCCGCCCGACGACCGCCCCCAGAAAUUCACCGUCACCAUCAAAAAAGAAUCCACCGACGACACGCUAGGCCUUGUUUUCUUGAACGGCGAAAGCCACUUCCAGCACAACUUCCCCUCCGUCCCCGCGGAAUACGCGCCGAAGGUACUUCAUUUUUACUUGCUUCCUUGUCGUCUACUGGUUUCUCUUUUUACAAAAUUCGCCGAUUAUGCGAAGUAGAUGAUAGGACGUUCUUCUUCUUGUGACUUCCUGCUUCUAGCUACGCGUGCUCGUCGCGGCUACACAAAUCCUUGUUUUCAACUGUAUCAGCGAAGCGCCGCUGACUAAGUGUUUUUUUGAAUAGCAUUUUCCAGCCACUGACUGACUAUCAUAUCCAAACAGUGUCUCGUCGUUACCCGCAUCGGGCUUGGCGCCGUCGUGGAGCAUAACCGUACCAUGGCCGAGGCGAGCAAUGAUUUGAACCACCAGAUCCGGGUCUAUGACCGGAUAUUGGCGGUCAACAAGGAGCAAGACGUCGCGAAAAUGAUCGCCGCGAUGCACAAUUCGCAGACCCUGGAGUUCGAGCUCUCCAUUGAGCGGUACCCAACGACCUUCCGGGUCAGUCUCGACCGGUCCGCGGGGAAGAAAAUCGGGUUGUCUUUCGACCGCAAAUACAGCAAAACCCACCUGCGCGUCCUCCACGUCAAGGGCGGGUCCGGCGGGGAGGCCGAGGCCGGCGGGGACGGCGGCGAGGCCGGGGGCGAACCCGUGGAGAAGGAAAGUCGGGAGACCUUACGGAUUGCAAAAAAGUCUGGGUCUGCAAAGAGUGGAGCUUGUGAUGCUGUCUUUGGAUUCUAAGACAAUCUGUACUGCAUGACCAGCAAGACGAGGAGUCCAGUUUGUGCUGCGCGGAGAGUGUAAUAUUUCUCAUGCGAUAGAGGCAUCGCAAAGCCCUCGACAAACCUGUGAUGCUAGAGCAUGCAUCACAGACAUCAUGGGCCAUUCAAAAUAUGCAUGGCAAGCCUGGCAAUCUUUCCGACCCAGACACUUUUGUAUUCCAUAGAAGUACGCGAAGAACAACUACGAACCAACGACGGUCGUAAUGGCGCACAACGUGAACGCCGCGAAGGCGGGGAAACACUGGCAGUGCCUGCAACGAAACCAAAUUAUCUCGGAGGUGAACGGAGAAACAAAUGACGCGACUUCCCUCGGGGAAGUAAUGCGCGACGCGAAAACUCACCCGGUGCUGCACAUGACCGUGCACCGGGGCAGCACGCAAGCAAGAAGAGAUCUCGCGGAAAUGCUCUUUUCCCCCGCACAUGAUUUGUACCUGCGACCCUCGAAGCUGCGCAACUUCACCGGGGUGACCAGGAGAAAACCGAAGACGCAGGCGGAAAAGAAGGCGGCGGAUAAAUUGUACACGCAAAACAUGUCAAGACAAGUGACGCAAAACAAGGAAACGGGGGAGAAUUACGUGUCCGCACUGUCGGUUGUGUCCCCGAAACAGAAGAAAGCCCGGGAACAGAUGCUGGAAAAGGCGGUGGCGGUCGAGGCGUUCAUGAAAAUGCAGCAAUACUGGGAAAAGGCGGUCAUUCUGUCGAUAAAUUUGAAAAAAACCGAAACGGUCACGAAAUUCGGGAUCUCGUUUUUCGACGGCGGUCAGGCCUUCACAGAAGCCAACAGGGGACUCGCGGUCGACGCACCGGCGCACCUGGUAUGAGUUUUCUUGCUGAUGAAGGUUUAUUUGUCCGGACUUGCAUACAAAAGAAAUGAUUCGGAGUUCCGCACCAUUCUGAGCCUCAGCAGCGGAAGAUACAAGCAGAGCAGCAGGAGUCUCUAUUCAAUCGUGUAUUUUUUGCAAAGAAGAAGACCAUGAGUUUGAGUUCUGCAUGCAGUAUGUGAAAAUUUGCGCAACAAGUAUAUCAAAAUCGAACUCCCCCACGAAAAAUCCAGGUGGUCAAAUCCGUCGUUUGGGGCGGACUCUUGCACAAUUACAACGAGGCGCAAACGGACGCCAACAAGAAGGUGAUCGUGGGGGAUCGCAUCGUUGCUGUCAACGGCGUCAUAUGCACUGCAAAAAUGUCUGGGUCUGGAAGGAUCCGAACUUGUGAUGCUAACUUUGGACUCUAAAAAAAAUCUGUAUUGCAUGACCAGCAAGAGGAGCCCAGUUUGUGCUACGCGGGGAGGGCAUUUGUCAUGCGGGAUAGGCAUCAGGAAGGCCUCUAAAGAUAUGUGAUGCUAGAUCAUGCAUUGCAGACAUCGCGACUCAUGCAAAAUAUGCAUGACAAACCCGGCAACCUUCCAGACUCAGACACUUUUGCAUUUGAUACGUCAAGGACGACGUGGAAGCUAUGAAAGAGGAGCUCCGCACGGGGGACGACAUCAUGGUGCAGGUUAUCAUUUGUAAAAACGUCCCCACGACCCCAUAGUUGUCAUGCAAGUCUGCAUGCUCAAAAUGUUCCUCAUGCGGAGCCCCAUGACAAGCAUUCUCUAGUCGUGUUUGGGAAUUUGUAAUGCUCUAAGCAGCAUAAUAGGAUAGACCUGUGAUGCUGCUGAACGAGCGAAACAGGACUAUGCUACGAGGUCAAACGUGUCAUGCGCAACACCCAAAGCUGACAGAUUUGUCUAGCAAAGAUUUGCAUCUUGACUCUGGGGUGGCGACGUUUUUGCACAGGAUACAGGUGCAGAAAUUUUCGCGCUACUUCAGCUUCUACACGAAGAAGGUGUCCGGCGACAUCGGGCUGUAUGAAAGCCUCAGAAUGGAAAUCCUCAAAGUGGAAAUAAUUUGUGAUGCAUGAAAUGCGACGCAAGAAAGACUGCAUUGCAGAGGACGCAAUGGAGGCCGACUAUUCUCCUCUUACGGGUAGAUAAUUGAGCUGCUGACUGGCACGAGAGAAGGGCACCCCUUUGCCCAACUAGCAUGACAGACACGUUUUGAGUGCUCGGGAAAUUUGUCAUGCGACGACUAGAAAUGGCGCCUCAACUGGAGUCGUUUUUUUGCAUUACAAGUCAUUUCCACUUUGCAGAUUUUCAACCUGUGGCUUUCAUAGACUGGGGCUGCAGAUGCAGGAGCACUCGGGGCUGCGUUCGGAAUUGAAAAUCGGCAAGGUCUACGGCGUCACGCAGGUGAUCAACAAACGUAUCAAAUGUAAAAAUGUCUGGGCCUGGAAACUUGUAAUGCUGCGUUGGCCCUCCUAGGUUUUUCUAGCCGUUGCUGGCUACGUCCCUACACUUUCCAAUUGAGGUCUGAGUAGGGACGAUUUUCUCUUUUUUCGCGCUGCCAAGCGGCGUGGCACGGCGAUAGAACAAGUUUUCACGCAGUGGUGAGCAUGCACCCACGGUGCGCUGCGUGUGGACCGAAACUUGUUUUAUGUGAGCACCCACGAAGACCUCCAGGCCUUUUAUUUACCGCAGGUCCGGUAAGCCUGUUCUCGGUCCUCGCGGGACCCCGUGUGGCUGUAGUCGUCCCGUUGCCGCUGGCUUUCUUAGUUAGUCGUAUCGUUCGAGCCGUACCGUGAUUUCGUAACAACGUCUCGUUCUAAGCUCUUCCUUACGUUUCCUUUAUUUUUGUUGGCGCGCCCUGCUUUUCUGCAUGCGCCAUCAGAAGUGCAUUGAAUCGCGGCGGGAUAAUUACGAAUUUUUUAUUGGUUUUAAGUAAGGCCUGAUGCCGGUAGGGACGAACAGCCCGUAGACUUCCGAUGUAAUGCUGCGUUGGGAAUAGUGAAUGCUCUGUAAUUCACAGCCAAGCAUGAGAAAUAGCUGCGCUUCUUUGUGUUGCGUUUUCCGCAGAAGAAACUGCGUUUUUGCAUGACAGGCAAAAGGGUCUCUUCUUGGACACGCAUCGCAAGCUUUUUGGUCAUGCCAGACAAGCAUGACAAGUCUCGCAAGCUUCCAGACCCAGACAUUUUUGCAUUUGAUAAAACGCCUCGUCCAGCAAAUGGGGAGGUAUGAUUUGGUUUUGGAGCCCUACAUGCGCCUUAUCGGCGUCAACGGACGGGUUGACUGUGACGCAACGGAACUGCGGCAGGAAAUCGCGGACGCAAAGGAGGGAAGCUGGCUCAAGUUGCAAGUCAGGAGGGCAGCGGUAUAGAUUUUUAAGGGGAUUUGUUGGAGGUCGUUUUUAGAUUUGGAGUCGUGUAGUGAGUCUCAUGCAAAAAGAAAAUCGCAGGCUUUGUAGCUUGACACGACUACUACCGGCGUUCUUGUUGAAAUAUGCCACAGCCUGGUAUAAAUAGAGGAUUUCCAUGUCGCGCGGUGCAACGUUGUUUCACUGUCCACCCGAAACUACAAACAUGAAAACACUUUCUCUACCCACAGGUUCUGAAGCUGGCAGUGAUGAAGGUGCGCAAGCAAGUGAUGGCGAUGAUGUUUCUACGGAAAAUGUCGUUCGGUGGGCCGCCAAGGAUCGUGUUUCCCAACGAAUCAGACUCGGAAGAGGAGGAGGACGAAGACGAUGAUGAUGACGACGAUGAUGAGGAGAAGGAGGAGGAAGAAGAGGAGGACGACUAGGCGGGUGCUGUGCGGAUUUCUUUAGGAGGACAACGGGCCAAGCCGUGGUUUUUUGUGGAUUGUUGGACAGCACGUGAUACUAAUAGAGUAGUGCACCCCGUCAAAGAACCGGUUUGAAAGUACUUUCAUACAUUUUCUGUACAAUGUCGAAAACGAAAAGCGAGGGUACAACUGUGCUUUAAAAAUGCGGCUGCAUCAGUAUUCUCGUGCAUCCGUGCUGCUUCUGGUUCUGGGUUUGCACUGCUUCCACAUUCACGUUGAACUGUAUGCUAACAUUUUGGUCGUAUUCACCCUGUACGAGAAGCCGAAAACUACGGCGUCUCGCUCCUCUAGUAGCUUUUUUGUCGCACCUCUGAUGUCGUUUUUUUCUCCCCAAGAAUAAAACUGAAUCGAUCCAUUGUCUCGCCCUGUUCGACGGUUGGUGGUUUAGAAGCUCCUUGUGAUUAUCGGAAGUAGUUUCAACCAGCCCGCUAUGGAAUAAUUGUAAUUCUACCUCCUUACCUGUACCUCCCCUAUUGCCUCCUGACUGGCCAGUGCACAAGAUGUAGUAUGAAAUUUGUAUCUUUUUUUUGUUCUCGCCAAGUUCAAAAAACCUAAAUUUUUCCCAGUUUGCUACCUAAAUUUGCUACUACCUCGAAUUUAAAUUUGCUACGUGGAAAACAAAAAGAUCGCCGUUUAAAGAUAGCGCUGUUUACAAGAGGUUUAUUGCGCGCUUGUUGUAAGAUUUCCGAAUGAAAACAGCGACAUUUUCUGAAAUUCUGAGCGCCACGCACUAAGAGCUAAAAACACCGCCACAACUCCGGGCACAAUUGCCAUACCAUUGAGGGCAUUGAAACAGUCUGCUGUGUGUUUCCUCAGCCACGGGAGAGUGGAAGCGCGACUUCUACGUGCCAGUCGGUUCAUCGAUCCAUCUAAAACGAGAUCCAAAUCUGCCUCUUUGUCAUUCUCAGAGAUUGAUAAGUAC
Molecule: messenger RNA, 7818 nt
Organism: Amoebophrya sp. A120
Lineage: Eukaryota; Dinophyceae; Syndiniales; Amoebophryaceae
Source: the annotation of a GenBank genome assembly